Messenger RNA from Epithele typhae, 1269 nucleotides. RefSeq lists its product as uncharacterized. Gene Ontology annotation, cellular component: NuA4 histone acetyltransferase complex. Gene Ontology annotation, molecular function: protein binding. The coding region runs from base 1 to 1269 and encodes 422 amino acids. The record is from RefSeq and is a predicted model, not a curated record. The transcript is spliced from 10 exons. NCBI's taxonomy places the organism in Eukaryota, Fungi, Basidiomycota, Agaricomycetes, Polyporales, Epitheliaceae.
AUGUCCUCUGGAGCCCGCUCGAGGAAGGCCGUGGCCACCCCAGAGCUCCAGGCAUCGGCACUCAACAACGUCGAACGCCUCAUCUUCGCCCAAGCAGUCCACGAGUUUGGUGCAAACGCGUGGCAAGAAGUCUCGAAGCUGCUGUCCCAGCAUCCUCUUGUGUCUCAACCGAAAGGGACAUUUACGCCACAAUCAUGCUCAGUGCUUCACCAUAAUCUAAUGGACGAAGCUGGACUCGAAUGGUCUGAAGAGGAUGUCGCCCCGAAGUCUCAACGGCACCUGCGAUUGGCGCAGCGCUUCUAUGUCGCCCGUGUCACGGAAUUACGCUCUCUGAUUGCUGACGAGGAGGCCGAGUUCAAGAAGAUAGCCUCUGAAAUAGACGAAAUCCGUAGCGGGGCAUGGGAUAGAAAGAUCCUUGCGUCUAUGGGCGUCGUCAAAGAAUCUGUAUCUGGAGAUGCCCUUGUUCAAGACGCAACGGCCGCUGCUGUCGUAGAGCCGGACAGCGAGCCACCCAGUCAGGCAGUUGAUGAUGCAGGGAAGAGUAUCGAGGAGGAGGCCGAAGAAGUAGAAAGGGGACAAGAUUCUUUGAACAGCGAGGAAGGAAACGCCAUCGAGCAACUAGAUGCGGACCAGAGUGCGAUUGCGCCCGUCGUGCUGACAAAAGAACCCGAAGCUCUUAUAGUCACUGAACAUGAGGAGAAAGAGGAACGCUCCGACAACGAUGCCGUCAACGAACUCAUCGACGACUUCGGGUCCGACCGCCCCCCGGAAGCACUGGAGCGCGAAGAAACCACCCCGACACCCAAAGCGACAUCUCCAGCGCCCGCCGCCGAUGACAUGCAAGUCGACGACGAGACGAUCAAAGGCGAGGGUGACGACGAUGACAUGCGACCCGAACCCUUGCCUGCGGCCUCUCCUCAGGCCGACGCAGUCUCACCAGAGGAAUCACCACACACCCCAGACGAGGUCGACGAAGACUCUGAAGGCCGUCAAGGUCGCGCAGAAGGCAAGCGGAAAGCUUUGGACGAAGAUACCACUAUGCUUGACGCACGGGAUAAGAAGCGGCUGCGCGAAGAAUCGAAGUCUGCCGACGACGAGUCCAUCGACGGGGACGAAGAGUUCCAGCGCGACAUCUUCCUCAUGUUUGCAAACGCGAUGAUGUACAACAGACCAGGUUCCGAGAUAUACAACAUGGCGGAAGAGAUGAUGGUCUCCAGUGAGAGGGAUAUCAACGCGUUCCGACAGACGGAAGGCUUCCACCGUAUGUAA